Molecule: messenger RNA, 4934 nt
Organism: Mytilus trossulus (common blue mussel)
Lineage: Eukaryota; Metazoa; Mollusca; Bivalvia; Mytilida; Mytilidae
Product: fibrinogen gamma-B chain-like
Exons: 7
Coding region: 42-1583 (513 amino acids)
Source: RefSeq, a predicted model, not a curated record
CCUGGAAACGGCACUCAAAGGAAGGAAAAUCAAAUGUCAUCAUGCAUGUCAUGAAGGAUUACAUACUUUUUUUCGUCAAUGCUAUAAUAAUUCUUCUACUGGUUAUAUAUGUAAAUCAUACCGAUCGAUUGAUAAUGAAGAUAAAAGAAGAUUUUGGAAAAUCUCAUGACUUUAAGGCUUAUGUGGAACGAGCGCACUGUGAACUCGUGUCUGAAGGUAUUAUUGCAAUACCAGGUACAAGGUUUCAUGCUAAUCAUGGGGAAUAUAUUAACCUGUUGGAUGAAAACACGGUUGCCUUUCAUAGGCAUUGGGAUGGAAGUGCAUAUACUUUCAGUGAAAAAAAAUUGCAGCCAGGAGAGAUAUUUUUAUUUGAAAUCGAAAAAAAUGAUCAUGAUUAUAGCGCAGGUUUGACAGUUGGACUUGCACAAUUAAAUCCCUGUGACAAAUUUAAACUUCCGUCUUAUAUGUAUUCUAGUGAUUACGUACAUAAUUUCGGUAGAUUUUGGCUACGCUAUGUUUCGUUCACUGAGAGUAAUAAACCAUAUCAGUCAGUAUUGGGAAAUGAUCCACAUGUUGUGCAUACACCAAUGGGCUCUUUCAAUCGUAGCCUUUUGUCCAAUGGAAAAUGGAAUUCGCAGAAUAAUAUUGGUGAUAGUGUGAGUCAGCCCGUUGGUGUUGGCAGUAGAAUAGGAAUCAUGUAUAAUAUUGUUGAAAAUUCAGCUGAGAUGCAUUUGAUCAUUAACGGUGAAGAUCAAGGACCACGUGUACGCAAUAUUCCAUACACUAACGGGUCUUUGCAUGUUAUGCUUGAUGUAUAUGCUAAAACCCAGCAAGUACGAAUAAUUCAGCUAUAUGGAGGAACUGAUAAAGUGCGAACAGAAGUAGAAAAUAAAAUGAAAGUAUUAGAAGAAAAGUUACACAAGAUAACAGAUCCUGCUUUUUCACUUGAUAAGCCUAUUGACUGUACCGGUAUUGAUGUUAACCAUGGAAGUGGUGUUUAUACUAUAUAUCCAAAAGGCAUUGGAAGCUUAAGAGUUUACUGUGACCUAGAAACAAACAACACAGGAGGAGGAUGGACAGUUUUUCAACACAGAGAAAAUGGUGAUGAGGACUUUUAUCGCAAAUGGACUGACUAUGAAAAGGGGUUUGGAAAUUUGCAAAGAGAAUUCUGGUUGGGAAACAGUAAAAUUAAUGCCAUAACAGCACAAGGAAGAUACGAACUGAUGGUAUUGAUACAAGCCUUUGACAGUAGUAAAGCACAUGCAAGAUAUGACCAUUUUAAGAUAGGCGAUGCAACAUCGAAUUACACACUGUAUGUUGGAAAAUAUAGCGGAACUGCAGGAAAUAGUCUAGAAACCAACUGUCAUGAGCAGUUUACAACAAAGGAUGUUUCACAAUGUGCAGAAAGAGAAGAAGCUGCAUGGUGGUUUAAUGAAUGUAACAUUUGUACACUUUCAAAUCUAAAUGGAAAAUAUUUGACCCGGAAGCAUAAAAGUUAUGGUGGAAUUUACUGGUUUACCUGGAAGAACUCCUCUACGCUGUUAUUAAAAAGCACAACGAUGAUGAUGAGGAGUGUUAAAUGAUACUUACUGAAGGGAAAGUGAUUGAAUUAUCAUGACGAUAUUACAUAUUACAAUUCCAAUUAUAAUUAUGAUUUCUUAUUUUAAAUUCACCUGACUCAAAGGGUCAAUUUUAUGUGGCAUACUAUUUACGCCCUUGUUUUUAAUUAGUGGUAUUUUAAAUUGGAAUGCACACGCCUUUAUAAUGGUCAUGUGUACUAUUGUUUUUCUGUUUGUUUUUUUCAUUUUUAGCCAUGGCGUUGUCAGUUUGUUUUAGAUUUACGAGUUUGACUGUCCCUUUGGUGUCUUUCGUCUCUCCUUUCAGUACUAACUUUUGUUUUAUUUACAGAGGGAAAAAUAUGCCCGUCGAUUGCAGUGUCACUGUGUAACUACAAUGGUAAAAGCAAUCCGUUUGUAAAUUUUUACUUGUGAAUACUAAUAAUCUAUUUUUAUGCCCCACCUACGAUAGUUUUUCUGGUCUCUUCGUCCGUUCGUCCGUCUGUCCCGCUUCAGUUUAAGUUUUUGGUCAAGGUAGUUUUUGAUGAAGUUGAAGUUCAAUCGACUUCAAACUUGGUACACAUGUUCCCUAUGAUAUGAUCUUUCUAAUUUUAAUGCCAAAUUAGAGAUUUUACCCCAAUUUCACGGUCCACUGAACAUAGAAAAUAAUAGUGCGAAUGGGGCAUUCGUGUACUGAGGACACAUUCUUAUUUAUCUAUUGUUCAUUUCUACCAAAUCAGCUCACGCUAAUUAUUACCUGUAGGAAAGUUCCCCAACCUCUUUUCAAUUUAAUUUAUUUUAGCACUUUCUGUAGGAAUGUAAAAAAGUGCACUGUAGAGUUCUGUCAAGUUUUAUAUUUUGUAAACAUAUAAAACAUAUCUGAAAUUUAUUUAUUAAAUAUUCGAAAGAAUUAACAGAAGUUAAUUUAGGAAUACGAUAUACCAGAUAAAAGAUAACCCAAAUUCGUUGAAAUCCCUCGUAAUAUUUCCAAAUUUCCAACGACUCCAGAUUAACUUCGUUAUACAAAUGUGAACAAAUUGUAAAACAAACUAAUAUAUGAUCAUAAUAAAAAACAACAAAUAAUAAGUUUGAAUUUUGGCAAUUUUUUGUCAUGGAUUUAUUAGGACAGUUCAACUAUGUAUCAACCGGCCAACGAAUUUGCAUUCAUCGACAAUUUCUCAUUAAUGUCCAAGAUAAAAACAUUGAAGGACCAUCAUAUGUUUUCUCCAAAUGGCAACGGGGCUACCGGACGCCAACUGUGAUAAAUUCAGCCCUUCAGUAAAACAUGUAUUCAGUAAACAUUCUGUCCAAUCCAUGACGCUUCUUUUGGCCAUAUUUGAAAAUAUACAACAAACAGCAGAAAAAAUAUUCUAAAGGGUGGGAUAUGGUGGGUUUUUGUGUUCUUUCAGAGUUCAAAUCACGCAAUGAACAAAUCACGAAAAGCAUGCAAUUUUAUACCAAAUAAAAGCGGGAAAACCGCUUAUGAAAAAUGUAGGUUAACAAAAGACGCUUAAGUCCGUCAAAAUUAAAGCAGACGAUACUCUCAAUUUAAUUAAUUGAUUUAAUGCUGAAUGAUUAAAUCUUAUUAUCUACGGGAUGCUAUGACGUAAAGUAAUUUAUUUGCCUGUACUCAGAGUAAAUUUUUAUGGUGAAAAUGAAGUUUUGUCAAAUGGUCAACAUGCAAUUGGAAAAGUGAAGAGUUCCGUCAAUUUCGACAAAUCCAUGUCAUCCUCUAAAAGAAUCAUGUUAAGCGUAUCACCAAUAUAAAUCAUGAAUUAAUUUUAGUAACUAAACAAUAUUGUUUAAUUUCAAACAACUGUUCCAAUUUGUUAUUAAGGUUUAAAUUACUACUUAUUGAUAUUAUUUUUAUAGGUUUGCAUUCUAUUUAAACAUACUACAAAGAACACUGAGCAAAAGAAAAAGAAGAAAAAAUAAUUCUUAGGCUUAAAAAUCUCAAAUUAGAUAACAUAACAUCAAUAACUAAAUAUGUCAAUAGUGUUACUACAUAGUGUCAUUGGGGCUACCAGCAUACACCAGUUUGUGAAAACUUUGUAUUAGUAACUCAGAUAUUAAAACAUUAUAUUGAAACAGAAUUGUUAAAUAAGUAUAAUAUUCCCAAAAUCAUAUGACUUUUCGCUUAUCAAACGCGAAAGAAACACAUAAAAAUGCUGAUUGUCAUGAUGUAUUCAGCUGGGUUACUUAACUGGUCAGUGGUGAUAUUUUAUUAAAGUGGUCUCACCAUUGACAGUAACUUCUUAAUCAUUGAUUCACAGUAGUAUUUUCAGAUUUAGUUACAAAAUAAGCGUUUCGUUUCCCUACUUUAUAUUCUGUUUCUGGUGCAUGUUUCUGCAAUUAAUAUCUUUUCAUAAAUUAAAGUUCAUGAAAUCUUUCUUGGUAAAUGAUAUUAAUAAGGGUACACCAUGAACAAUGUUUCUAUUUACGAUAUAAAGUGAUAAAUUCUUAUAACAAAUGAUAAGAAUGAAAUUCCUCUUUCAUGUCUGAAAGGUAUUAUAAUAGUAAAACAUAACAGUUAAUUCUGGCUAUGUCCAAGGGUCUAAAAAACAUUAAGGAUGUUUUAUAACAUUACAUACUGUAAACUGUAAAUAGUGUAUCACUAAACAUUCAUUUCUAGCAUAUACACAGUUUAUUUUGAAAUAUUUUCAUGUCUGUGACUUAUAAAAGACGUAAAAUAACAUAGUUUUGCAUGUUUCUUUAUAAUGACUCAUUUAGGACGAUAACAUGAUAAAUAUUACAUAUGACAUUUAAUACUGCUUUCUAAACCUUCAGUGUGUUUGUUCACAAGCUCACAUAAUAAUACUUAUAAUAAUGAAAAUGUUAGCGCCCUACAUGAAAAUGAACUCACUCUAAGGUGCUGUACAUGCAAGGUAUGUUAUUCAAAAGGAAUCAAAGAGAAAAAAAUCACAACAUACAAUAUGAUGUCCUGUGUUUGAAUUUGUUUGUUAGCUUUUUGGUCAUGAAUGUUUGUCUCUAAUAUUUAAUUAACUGUGCAUUUGUAUUCAGAUAUCGCAGAUCAAAUUUAUUCGUUCAUUGUGUAAUCAUACGUUUUUUGGUUGAGUUAAGUUUGCCAAUUGAUAUUUUAUCGUGUAUUUUUCUAUUUUGUGAUGUUAUGCUAUUGUUUCAGAAAAAAAGGAGAAGGUUUGGAUCCAUUAAAACGUUUAAUCCCGCUGCAAAUGUUUGCACCUGUCCUUAGUCAGGAAUCUGAUGUACAGUAGUUGUCGUUUGUUUAUACGUGUUUCUCGUUUCUCGUUUUGUUUAUAUAGAUUAGACCGUUGGUUUUCCCGUUUGAAUGGUUUUACACUAGUAAUUUUGGGGCCCUUUAUAGCUUGUUGUUCGGUGUGAGCCAAGGCUCCGUGUUGA